AUGGGGGCUUACAAAUACGUGGAAGAACUCUGGAAGAAGAAACAAUCCGACGUGUUGCGAUUUUUGCAACGCAUUCGCGUUUGGGAAUACCGUCAGCUUCCGUCCAUCUGCCGCGUGACUCGACCGACGAGACCGGACAAGGCGAGAAGAUUGGGGUACAAGGCUAAGCAAGGCUUCGUGAUUUACAGAGCGCGCGUGAGAAGAGGUGGCCGUAAGCGUCCGGUGCGCAAGGGUAUCGUCAAUGGGAAGCCGGUGCACUGCGGCAUCACAAAGUUGAAGUUUGCGAGAAACUUGAAGUCUGUCGCGGAGGAGAGAGCGGCGAGAAGAUGCGGCGCGUUGAGAGUCUUAAACUCGUAUUGGUUGAACCAAGAUUCUGUGUACAAGUACUAUGAAGUCAUCAUGGUUGACCCGAUGCACAAGGCUAUUAGAUCUGAUCCGAGAAUCAACUGGAUCUGCGCGCCGACGCACAAGGGCAGAGCGAUGAGAGGCUUGACUUCGGCGGGGAGAAAGCACAGAGGUUUACACGGCAAGGGCCACAACUACACGAAAAACAGAUCGUCCAAGCACGCCCAGUGGAAGAACAACAACAGACUUUCGCUCAAGAGAUAUCGUUAA
Messenger RNA from Bathycoccus prasinos, 615 nucleotides. RefSeq names its product 60S ribosomal protein L15. Gene Ontology annotation, cellular component: ribosome; cytosolic large ribosomal subunit. Lineage: Eukaryota; Viridiplantae; Chlorophyta; Mamiellophyceae; Mamiellales; Bathycoccaceae. Bases 1 to 615 code for a protein of 204 amino acids. The record is from RefSeq and is a predicted model, not a curated record. The transcript has 2 exons. Gene Ontology annotation, molecular function: structural constituent of ribosome; RNA binding. Gene Ontology annotation, biological process: cytoplasmic translation.